Messenger RNA from Cryptotermes secundus, 4460 nucleotides. RefSeq names its product lutropin-choriogonadotropic hormone receptor. Gene Ontology annotation, cellular component: membrane. NCBI's taxonomy places the organism in Eukaryota, Metazoa, Arthropoda, Insecta, Blattodea, Kalotermitidae. Gene Ontology annotation, molecular function: protein-hormone receptor activity; G protein-coupled receptor activity; protein binding. The transcript has 17 exons. The record is from RefSeq and is a predicted model, not a curated record. Gene Ontology annotation, biological process: G protein-coupled receptor signaling pathway. Bases 176 to 2659 code for a protein of 827 amino acids.
GAGCAAGAACUUCCUGGCCCAGGAGUUAUCUCAAUUACGAGUGAAAUGUCUUCUCUCGGGGCAUGCGCAGUUGCUCCUCCGAAUACUCUCGGAUGCUGGAGCGCGCAGUACAAGUCGGUACGGUGUGCGAAGAGGACGCGGGGGUGCGUGAAUUCUGGCUGCGUGGAGAGACCCCAUGUUUUCCGACAGGCGCUAUUUGGUGUUGGGUUCUGUAGUUACGGCGCUGUUGCUGGGAGUCCUGGCCGCAGACAAUGAUACGGAGGUCGACAGCAUGUUGGAGCUGGAGCCGAUGGUCAUCACUGGCGGGUGGCACCCUGGAAGCGAGUGCACGUGUUACAACAGCACGGAGGCGGAAAGGGUACACCACAUGGAACCGGAACCGGAAUGUCGCUGCAGGGGCGCCGCUCUCACGGACAUUCCGGCAAACAUAUCCUCGUAUAUGAGACGAUUAACCGUGGCCGAUGCUGGGAUAGAAGUGUUGAAGGCAACAUCUCUUCAGCCGUAUCGCGCAUUUCUCCAGGACGUGACCCUGAUGAACGUAAAAUUUUUACAGUGCAUUGAGCCAGGAGCGUUCAAGGACAUGAAACACCUCCGCACCAUUUACAUUCAUCAGGCACCUGCCCUGAAGACCAUCUCUCCUUUUGUGUUCCACGUGGAGCUGCCACGUCUGAAAAUACUCCGUAUCGUACAUAGCAGCCUGGAGCAGAUCCCCAGCCUCAGUCAGCUGAAGACAAACAAUAUCCUUCACAUGAUCGAUUUGGAGAACAAUCUCAUCAACAGAAUUUCUUCAGCUGCUCUCAACGUAAGGGCGGAACAGCUGCUUCUUGCAUAUAACGUCAUUGCAGAGGUUGAGGGCCUUGCGUUCAACGGAUCACAGGUAGCCAAAUUGAGCCUCAAGGGGAACCGCGCCCUGACCAGGCUCCACCCUGACGCAUUUGUUGGACUCAAGAGUCUGCGGCACCUAGACCUGUCGAAAACUUCGAUAACGCAUCUCCCCACAGGCGGGCUACAGGAACUGGACGUCUUGAGGUUGGAGGAUACAGACACACUCAAAGUGUUCCCGUCCAUAUACAACUUUGAGCACAUUAGGGAGGCGUGGCUUACGUACCCGUAUCACUGCUGUGCCUUUCACUUCCCAGCCACUCAUGAUCCUGCAGAGUAUGCACGUCAUCAGGAAUUGGUUGAGCAGAGAUGCUCAGAGAUGACGACACCUGCGCCUGCUAAUGUGGAUCACCGUGGACGCUGGCGGCGCCUGGCGACAGGAAACCAAACUAACUCCACUACCACGGGCUGGGGCGGAUUGGGCGCUCCACGUUCUUCUGUCCCGCUGUCCGCACUGGAACCACAUGGCACGUUCCAUCAGUCAGGUGUCACACUCCCAGGAAAAGUGCACGCCCUGUGUGGUAACCUGUCCAAGAACUACCGCGAUGUAACAUGCUACCCCUUGCCCGAUGCAUUCAACCCUUGUGAGGAUAUUAUGGGUAACUGGGGGCUGCGUUCGGCCGUGUGGCUGGUGGCAGUGGCUGCGCUCGUGGGAAAUCUCUCCGUUCUGUUGGUACUUCUCAGUUCCCGUUUUCGCAUGACUGUUCCAAAAUUCCUGAUGUGCAACCUGGCGCUUGCGGACCUCUGCAUGGGCCUCUACUUGCUGCUCAUUGCGUCAAUGGAUGCGCGCUCUAUCGGCGCUUACUUCAACCACGCCAUUGACUGGCAGAGUGGUGGUGGUUGCCAGGUGGCAGGAUUCCUCACCGUUUUUGCCAGCGAGUUGUCAAUCUUCACACUAACGGUGAUCACUUGUGAAAGAUGGUACACCAUUACAUAUGCCAUCCAUCUCAACAAACGGCUCAAACUCAGCACGGCUGGCAAGAUAAUGGCAGUGGGCUGGCUGUACGCGGUUGCCAUGGCUGCUCUGCCUCUUAUGGGAGUCAGUGGGUACUCCAAGACAAGUAUCUGCCUGCCUAUGGAAAAUCAAGAUUCUGCCGACCUGACUUACCUGGUGAUGCUUCUCUCCUUCAAUGGACUGGCCUUCUGGGUGAUCUGUGCAUGCUAUGGUCGCAUGUACUGCUCCAUCAGGGGUGGCCAGGAUGCUGCUGCAGCUCUGGCUCGUUCUGACAUGACAGUUGCCAAGCGCAUGGCCCUUCUCGUCUUCACUGACUUUGCUUGCUGGGCACCAAUUGCAUUCUUUGGCCUCACAGCCCUGGCAGGACAUCCACUGAUAGAUGUACCACACACAAAGAUUCUCCUUGUGUUCUUCUACCCACUGAACUCGUGUGCGAACCCAUACCUGUAUGCUCUACUCACCCAGCAGUAUAGGCGGGACCUCUUCAUUAUGCUCAGUCGUUAUGGACUGUGUUCCCAGCGAGCAGCCAGGUACAAGGGAGCAGCAGGGGUGAUACCACAGGGAUGUGGCAUUGUGGGAACAUGCACCGGUCGAAUCGAGGGGCGCACAGGGAGUGGACCCAGUCACCGGGGUUCACUCCUCACCACAGUGACGUCAAUGGAUAGCCCCAUCACACGACCAGGCUCACUCACAGCUGUUCCAGAGUGUGCCACAGUGAACACAACGAUAGAGCUGCUACCUGUUGGUGACAAUGAGAAACAGUAUCCAUCAUCACAAGACAAGCAUAAUGAGCAGGGAAAUGGCAUACCUUCCAGCCACUAGAUCUCAGCUUACCUUACCACGAUUCAUUUGUGCUGCUCUGUCAGUGAAUCAGUACAACAGUUACUAAACCUGAAGUAAGGUAAAGUGGCCCCUUUGCUUAGCAUCACUGCAGCGAAAUGUAUUCAAGAUCCUGACAGCAAGUGACCAUGAGUGAAAAGCUCCGCAUUUCAGCUGCUGUACCCACUAGGAAAGAAGCCUCGUAACACAGUGGGUAAGAGACUAGAUCGCAAUAUGGAGAAUGGAAGUAAAAGCAUAUCCUUUACUGGGAGUGAAACCCCAGUUGAUAGCAUGGGUGGACCUUAAAGGCAAAUUAAUUGUUUGUUGGUAAUAACGGGACUCAAAUUAACUUUGGGUUUAUUUUAUGUCUUUGACAUAGUGUCUUUUAUGGAAAUCCUAUCUACCCAUUGCAUCUAUUUCUGACUGUAAUGAAAUAUUGUACAAAAUCCUGAAUCAGAAAUGUCAGUUUUGGCAUUGUCAACCAUUUAUGACUGGCUUUUAAUGUGAUUGUUCAUUGCGUCCUAAAUGUAUCCCAUUCGGUAUUAAUGGCUGGAGAAUAUGGAAUCCAGAGGACAUGAAACAAAAGAACACUAACAUGACAUUAUUUCAUACACACAUAUUCAUUAUAACAUAAGACAUAUUUAUAAUUUUUUAUAAAAUAUUAUAUCAGCUUAGAUGGUGUGCUGAUACUGUAACCAUGUGUCUCCUUGUGUGUUUUGUUUUGUCAGUCACAGUCACCUUGACAUAUCUCAGUGUUUAGAAAACAAACAGUAGAGAAAGCAUUGUUAAAUAACCCAUGCUCAAUCCAUUAUAAUUCUGGCCACAUUUAUAUACAAAAUAAUCGUACAUGUUUAAUGGCAUGAUGAAUAAUUCCACGGCUACUGGUACUCUGUGAUUCUGUGAAGGAGGCUGCCCUUGCCGUCACCCAAUGCACAUCUGAAGCAGUGGGCUGUAGAAGUAAACAUAUUUCAAUCAUUCCAGUUUCAUUUAUGUGGAUCUGUAACUGUGUUAUUGCAACCCGCACGGUGAAACAAACCGCUUCAGACCAAAGUCAUGACAAAGAGCCAAUAUAGAGUUUUCUGUACAGACACAGGGAGGACAUAACAAUAUUUCUUUUGUCCUCAUUAUCUUCCCCUUGACCUGUUUUUUUUCUGUUGUUUUUCUUCUUUCUUCAGUGAGCUUCUUCAUCUGCUUUCCUCUCAUUCUACUCUGCAUUUUUCUUAUUGACUUCUUGUUACUUCAUAUUUUCCACCACCUCAUUCUUCCCUUUCCUCUUCACUCUGCUGAUCUGCAGUAAUUUUGCAUUCAGGGCCUGAAACGGCCAUGAAAGUUUUUUGAAACUUUGUUAUUUCCUUGAUUUCAUAUGUUUCUGUCUUUAUAAAUCCUAAAAAAGGCUGUAAUGGAUUUCUCACAUAAAAUUAUGCACAGCAGCCUUUCAGAAAUAAAGAACACUUCAUAUCAAAUCUUGUAAUAACAAGCUGUGGUUGAUUUGGAAACUACAAGAUAACAUGACAAAACUGUUUGACCAGAGAAGUUAGAUAUAGUUUAAACUAUCACAGGGAACAGUACCAUGAAACUACAUUCCUCUGGCUUAAAAAUAAAUAUGUUGGGAAUGUCAUUAACUUAUUAUAAUUCUAUGAUUUUUUUUUAUAAAUUGUAGAUGAUACUAUAAUAAAUAUUUAACAACAUACUUUUGUUUAAGUAGUUGUGGAACCAUAAAUUGUCAUUUAGAGAGUGACCUCUGUAGUUUUAUAUGUAACUAUAUCCAUGUUUUAAUAAAUGCAACAGUGAUUUUUCAGAAUGA